Messenger RNA from Chelonus insularis, 1375 nucleotides. It is a transcript of the gene Nse1, whose product is annotated as Non-SMC element 1. Gene Ontology annotation, cellular component: nucleus; Smc5-Smc6 complex. NCBI's taxonomy places the organism in Eukaryota, Metazoa, Arthropoda, Insecta, Hymenoptera, Braconidae. The transcript is spliced from 5 exons. The record is from RefSeq and is a predicted model, not a curated record. Gene Ontology annotation, molecular function: ubiquitin-protein transferase activity. Gene Ontology annotation, biological process: double-strand break repair via homologous recombination. Bases 296 to 1267 code for a protein of 323 amino acids.
AGCGCCACUAGUGGACAAUAAGUGAAGUGUGCAUUGUCGACUGUUAUUGUUUUUAACCGCCAUGUGUUUACCGGUAUCAGAAAAUAAUUUUUUAUGAGAAUAAAAGACGCAUAUCUUUCUAAUCUUUAAUCUUUUUGUUCAAUAUUUGUUUAAAUGUACGUUUAGUCAUUAAUAAACUUGCAAACUCUUAUAUCUUUAAUCAUUUCAAAAUUUUGUACUUGUCUUCUGUUUUGUUUGUCAACUGAACGGAUUCUUUGUCAACAAACUAACAAAAGUGAGAAAUUUUGCAUACAAAAUGGAAAAUAGAACUACUUUAUCACAACCCUUGAAAAAAGUACUUCAAGUUAUUUCACAUCAUGGAAUUCUUUCUGAACAAGAUUUGCAGAAGUUUAUUGAAAAAAUCUGUGGAAAUGACCGCAAUUCCAACUUUAUGGCAUAUAUCAGUAAAAUAAACGCAGCUUUAAAUGAAGUUGAUCUAACUGUUAAAUCAUCAAUAUGUGAAUUGACAGGCCAGAAAUAUUGGACUUUAAGUAGUACAGUUCUUAAUGAAAGUGAUGAUGAAAAUGAAGACGAUCAACCUAACAGAAAAAGAAAUCUUGCGCCUAGCCAAUCGUCUCAGAAUCCACAGGCUAAUGAUGAUGACGAAAAUGAUUUGAUGCUAAGUAGUUUUACAAAACCUCAAAUAGAAUUGUUUAAACUUAUCUGUGAAGAUAUUAUGCUGCAUCCUGCCCAUUGUGUUCCAAGCAAUAAUUGCAUUAAUUUAGUUGGUGUUAUGAAAGGUAGAAUGGUACGAUCUGAAGCAGAAAGAUUUUUAAAACAAGCUAUCAAAGGUUUAUGGUUUACUAUGAAAGAUGGACAAGUUUAUAUUGGUCCAAGAAGUAUAGCUGAGUUAAUGCCUUUUUUCAAAGCUAAUUACGAAGCAGGUUUAACUACUUGUUCUAUAUGCAAUUACGUGAUAUUUUAUGGUCAUACAUGUGAACAAUGCGAUAGUAGAAUUCACUAUCAUUGCCUUGCAAAUAUGUUGAAAUUUACUCCUACAAUGAAGUGUCUAAGGUGUCAAAAGCCACUUAAUAUCGAUCGAGAUGAUCUUUUAUCAUAUUCUUCUUCCCAACUUGAAAGUAAUGAUGUAUCGCAAAGAUCUCUGCUUGAAAGUAAUGAUAUAUCGCAAAGAUCUCAGUCUGAAAAUAAUGAUAUAUCACAAAUGUCUCAGCCUGAAAGUAGGAAUGUGUCUCAGAGACCUCAAAAAACAAAACGCGGAGAGCGUUAAGUAUUACACAAAUAUGUUUCUUAAAAAUUUCUUUAUUAAAAGUUAACAUUAUUUAUAUGUAUUUUUAUAAUUAAAAAGUAUUUUAAAUACUCAUGUGUAUUUUAAAAA